This is a messenger RNA of Racocetra persica, 622 nucleotides long. The record is from the annotation of a GenBank genome assembly. NCBI's taxonomy places the organism in Eukaryota, Fungi, Glomeromycota, Glomeromycetes, Diversisporales, Gigasporaceae.
ACCUCAUUCAAUGUCAAAUCAGAUUAAUCGAUCUUUACCACUCGUGGUUCCAACUCAACGAUCCACUUCUUUAGACCAAUACCCAAUGACCUCUCAUUCAACUGAUUCUCAAUCUGAUUUAUCAAUUGAUUAUCAAAUUGAUCAUUCAAUGUCUAACGGUCAUAAUAAUGGUGUUGUGAAUGAUGUCUUCUUUUCUGACCCAAUGAUUAAUGAUACCAUAGAUCAGCAUCUUUAUUUUGAUAGUGAUGCUUCUUCUGAUACGGACAUUUUAACUCCUAAUCCUCAUUAUUCGCCUAAUCUUUCUCCCAUUGAGUUGGAUGAUGAUGGUUCAAUCUGGAAUCUUAUUUACGAGAAUGAAUUAGAUGAUCCAAAAGAAAAAGUCCCUCAAUCUCCUGUUAAUAUCUCUUCUUCCUCGGAGACUGUUAUCUCUUCAUCUUCGUCUUUAACUCCAGUAUCGUCUUCCGAUCAUGAUAUGGUUUCGUCUUCUGCCUCGCAGUCGCAAUCUUCAAUUGUCUCAUCCGAUGAAACGAUCUCUUCGAAUUCUAUGAAUACAAUUAAUCCUUCGUUGAUUUCUUCAUCUACUUCGAAUAAUUUCUACCACGAUACAUUAUUAACAGCAUAG